Messenger RNA from Pipistrellus kuhlii (Kuhl's pipistrelle), 656 nucleotides. RefSeq names its product retinol binding protein 7 (gene RBP7). The transcript has 4 exons. Gene Ontology annotation, biological process: fatty acid transport. The coding region runs from base 37 to 441 and encodes 134 amino acids. Lineage: Eukaryota; Metazoa; Chordata; Mammalia; Chiroptera; Vespertilionidae. Gene Ontology annotation, molecular function: fatty acid binding. Gene Ontology annotation, cellular component: cytosol; nucleus. The record is from RefSeq and is a predicted model, not a curated record.
GCCGCCGUCGCAGUCCCGGCCCCGCCGCCCCCCGCCAUGCCCGCCGACCUCAGCGGCACCUGGAACCUGAGCAGCAGCGACAACUUCGAGGGCUACAUGCUGGCCCUGGGUAUCGACUUUGCCACGCGGAAGAUCGCCAAGCUGCUGAAGCCGCAGAAGGUGAUCGAGCAGGAUGGGGAUUCGUUCACCAUCCACACGUACAGCAGCCUGCGGAACUACCUCGUGCAGUUCAAAGUCGGGGAGGAAUUUGACGAAGACACCAAAGGCCUGGACAACAGGAAGUGCAAGAGCUUGGUCACCUGGGACAAUGACAGGCUCACCUGCGUCCAGAAGGGGGAAAAGAAGGACAGAGGCUGGACCCACUGGAUCGAAGGCGACACGCUCCACCUGGAAAUGUUCUGCGAGGGCCAAGUGUGCAAGCAGACAUUCCAGAGAGCCUGAUCGGGACCCGCCAACGGAGCCAGGAGCCACACCACGCGCACCACGUGGGGCCGCAGCUUAACGCCUGACUCCACUCCAGAAAGAACGGUGUUAACCUGCCCCCCUUUGGUAAUGGGCCUCGUGGCCAGAGAGGGGGCACCAGCCUGUACCGGAGACCAUGUGGAUUGUGGGCAGACAGCUCAACUCCAAUAAACCUGCCGGACGACUCUGGCCUC